Messenger RNA from Urocitellus parryii (Arctic ground squirrel), 965 nucleotides. It is a transcript of the gene Fam228a, whose product is annotated as family with sequence similarity 228 member A. The record is from RefSeq and is a predicted model, not a curated record. Lineage: Eukaryota; Metazoa; Chordata; Mammalia; Rodentia; Sciuridae.
UCCCCCGAGGACUGCGGUCUAUGGCUGCCACGUCCAACUACGCUGAACAUUUCAGUCCAGAGAACUUAAAAAGAUGGCCCCAGCCCGAGUCGGUGCCGCUCAUGGAGGUAUUAGCUAGAGAAGACAUUGAUGAAGCUGUACAUGCAAUAUUAUUUAGAGAAAAUUAUGUUGUGAAGAGAUUGGAUACAUAUUUUCAGCAUCUGGAUACUUUUAAGGAAAGAAGAAAAGAGAUGUUACACAGAAAAUGGAUUAUGAAUGUGGCAGAGCCCAUUCAACAGAGAAUUGUGGAAAAAGUAACUUCAAAUAGAGGAGCUGAAAAAACAAAGCGAGAGAACUUUGAAUGUUUUUUAAAAUCCACAGAUAAAACGGCUCCAGUCCCUCCGUUUUGUGGUCCUCUGCUGCGAAGACAGCAAAAGGCAGAGGAAGAGGCCAGAGCCAGCCGUCGAUAUAUCGAGACAGGAAAACAAUACUUCGCCAAAGAGCUCAAGGAAACCAAGGACAGACUGCACGCCAAAUGGCCCCCGUUCAUUUUCACUCUGCAAAACGUGGUUCCGAAAGAGUCUCAUAAAGCCUCUGGGGUACCCAGGAAAAGUAAGGCAUUCAGUCCUGAAAGGCCUAUCUGUAUGGAAAAGAAGCGUCUGUUUGGUAAGAAGACGACCGACCUCAGCCAGCUUGCUUGCCAGCUUGCUUUUGAAAGGCAGUUCCGUGUCUCCCAGCUCUGCAAGAACAAGGAGGCUGAGAAGAGGGGUCUGGUUUUAGGGACCCGACAGCAGAGACCCCGCUCCUGGGCAGCUGGGGAUCAUGAACAGAGAUGGGGGCCACAGCCCGUAGAAAGAAGAGUGAUGACAGCCGAGGUCCUGGGGAAGCACCUGGCCUCCCUGCAGGGGAUGGCCAGGCAAGGCCAUCAUUGGCACAAGGUAAUAAAGCUUCACGGACUUCGGUCUGCCAUGUCCUGCAAUAGUUAA